AUGGGGUCAGACGUCCGAGACCUGAACGCGCUGCUGCCCUCCGUGCCCUCCCUACCAGGCAACAGCAACUGCGCCAUGCCGGUGAGCAGCGCUGCGCAGUGGGCUCCCGUCCUGGACUUCCCCCCGGGGGCCUCCUACGGCUCGCUGGGGCCACACUCCUUCAUCAAGCAGGAACCCAGCUGGAACGGGUCGGACCCGCAUGAGGAGCAGUAUCUGAGCGCUUUCACCGUCCACUUCUCUGGGCAGUUCACGGGCACGGCUGGGGCCUGCCGCUACGGGCCCUUCGGCGCCCCGCCGCCCAGCCAGCCUCCCUCCGGCCAGGCCAGGAUGUUCCCCAACGGGCCCUACCUGCCCAACUGCCUGGAGAGCCAGCAAGCCAUCCGCAACCAGGGUUACGGCACCGUGGCCUUCGAUGGGACUCCGAGUUACGGCCACACGCCGUCUCACCACGCCGCGCAGUUUACGAACCACUCUUUCAAACAUGAGGACCCCAUGAGCCAGCAGCCAUCUCUAGGGGACCAGCAGUACUCGGUGCCCCCUCCGGUGUACGGCUGUCACACCCCCACGGACAGCUGCACGGGCAGCCAGGCCCUGCUCCUGCGGACCCCCUACAACAGUGACAAUUUAUACCAAAUGACAUCACAGCUGGAAUGCAUGACGUGGAACCAGAUGAACUUGGGAUCCACGCUGAAGGGCCAUACGACAGGAUAUGAAAAUGAGAACCACAGCGCUCCCAUGUUAUACAGCUGUGGGGCCCAAUACAGAAUACACACCCAUGGAGUUUUUAGAGGCAUACAAGACGUGCGACGAGUGCCAGGCGUGGCUCCGACCAUCGUGCGAUCAGCAAGCGAGACAAAUGAGAAACGUCCCUUCAUGUGCGCAUACCCCGGCUGUAACAAGCGAUACUUCAAGCUGUCCCAUUUACAGAUGCACAGCAGGAAGCACACUGGUGAAAAACCAUAUCAGUGUGAUUUUAAGGACUGUGAACGAAGAUUUUCUCGUUCAGACCAACUCAAACGGCACCAAAGACGACACACAGGUGUGAAACCCUUCCAGUGUAAAACCUGUCAGAGAAAGUUCUCCAGAUCUGAUCACCUGAAGACUCAUACCAGGACUCAUACAGGUAAAACAAGUGAAAAGCCUUUCAGUUGCCGAUGGCCCAGCUGUCAAAAAAAAUUUGCCAGGUCUGAUGAAUUAGUCCGUCAUCACAACAUGCACCAGAGGAACAUGACUAAACUGCAGUUGGCCCUUUAGGCAUUUCAAACAAGUGAAUAAACCAGAUGGGACAUUAUGAGCUACUGCAAACUUUAUCAGCCAUCUUCGAUCACCUCUGUCAGAGAGCUGCGGCUGUCUUCGCAUCCCAUUUGACACAAGUUAACUAAACAGUAGGAUUCUGCUCAGCUUCCAUUUCGACAUUCAGAAUUCCCUGUUCAAUAACUUCAAACUUUAUUUGCAAUUUCAUUAAAAAACGAGCAAGAUUACCGCAGUUUCAAGAUUACUCUAAACUAUGCUUACAUUCUGUAGGUGUUUCCAGUUUCCUGUUCUUAUUUUUCCUUGAGCUGUUCUAGGUGCAUUUUACUGUACUCUUUUUAGUCCCGCUGUGGGUAGGGCGAGUAGUGCCUGUUGAAGGUAAGCUUCACGCUUACUGCUUUUGAGCACAUGCUGAAGUUUCCAAAUGCUAGAACCUCUAUCCUCACAAGAUGAGGCAGAACAAUCAGCUGAGAUACUUUUUGUAAACUUUGUAGUUGUGCUGCCACAGGGCAAACUUUUAAACUUGGAGGCAAUGCUUCUGAAUUUCACAAAUCAACCCUUUUUUAAAAGAACUUAUUUCUGGAGCAGCUAGAGCUAGAUGAACGAGAACUUCUGUAUAGAAAAUAAGAAUCUUACCAUUAAGUUAACUUGUUUUUUAAAUAAUCACAUAAUCGAUCCCCCCCAAACUGUUUUACUCAUCAAAUAGCUCUAUUUCUCUCUCUCUCUUUCUGUUUUAAUGUAUUUGUUUGAAUUUAUUCCAUCGUGAGAUGCGCAGAUCUCCUUUACACAAAAGUGAUUCCAAUCAUUGUAGACAUUUGGGACUUGUUUACAAUGUAAAGCCACACUGGUUAUGUGGCUAGCAAGCUGUAUAAACUUAAAACUGAACUUUUAAUGGGGCUGGUCCAGGAUCUCCAUUAACAGAUUACUCUUAAGAUAAGUAACUUAAAAAGACUCUUUGUCAAGUAUAUGUGAAAAAGACAUUAUUAGUGUAAGGAAAUAUAUUGUUUCAGGGUUUUGGGAGGAGGGGUUUAUUAUUUACUUUUAAUUGCUUGAAAUUGUGUGUAUAUAUAUAUAUCUGAUAAUGUAUUGCUCUUAGACAUCUAAAAUUAGAAACUGUAUAAAUAUUAGAUGCAUCACUGUUCUGAUGUUGUUGCUGUUACAAACUAUUGAUAACACUAAGAAUGUAACCUGCAUUUUUCACUGAGCUUUCAAUUAAAGCCCAUUC
This is a messenger RNA of Centrocercus urophasianus (Greater sage-grouse), 2476 nucleotides long. It is a transcript of the gene WT1, whose product is annotated as WT1 transcription factor. Gene Ontology annotation, cellular component: nucleus. The transcript has 9 exons. The record is from RefSeq and is a predicted model, not a curated record. Lineage: Eukaryota; Metazoa; Chordata; Aves; Galliformes; Phasianidae. The coding region runs from base 1 to 1254 and encodes 417 amino acids. Gene Ontology annotation, biological process: regulation of transcription by RNA polymerase II. Gene Ontology annotation, molecular function: DNA-binding transcription factor activity, RNA polymerase II-specific; RNA polymerase II cis-regulatory region sequence-specific DNA binding.